AUGUCGUAUUCACUCAAACAAUUGAAGGAUAGAGCCCUUGAUGUAGACCCGGACAUCAGGUACAUGGCCAUAGAGGAUCUUCGGAAGGCUUUAGACGAUACGUCGACCAAUGUUGAUCCUUCGGCCUUAUUGCUGUUUAUACCUAUCUUAUUGGAUAUGCUCAAAGACGAGAAUCCCGAUGUCAAGGGCAAAGCCAUCCAGGUCUUUGAGCCCAUAGCAAGGAACUUGAGUGGCGACAAGCAAGUUUCACUUAUAGGUGAUUUGUUUGAUUUGGUCAAUAAGGAAGUAGAAGCCGGCAAUGACUCCGACACGCUUACCAUUUCAGUGCCCACGUUGGGGUUAAGAUCCAUCUUCAACGGUAACAUAUCGUUUACCAAACCUGUAUCGAAGCAGAUCAUUGAUAUCAUCUCUCAAGGGAUUCAUAGUCGGUCAAUGAACAUCGACUAUGCUGAGAUCUUAUGUGACGUGUAUAAACAUUUGGGGGUUGCCUUAUCAGAUAAGGAGAUCCAACGACUUGCUACGGAGUUGAUCAAAGUUGCUUAUUCUAAAGGGGGGAUAAUUGGUAAGAGAUCUAUCACAUCUUUUUCGUACUUGUUGAAACAUUUACGGUCUAGUCAGGUGUUCAAUGGUCUUAUCGAGGAGAUAAGUACAAGUUCACCUUCAACGACAACUCUUGCACUUUAUUCUGUAGUGUUGAAUAAAGAGUAUGGUGCUUAUUUCCAGGAGGAGUCGGUCAGACGGAUCUUUGAAGACAUUAAACGGCUUUUAAAGUCCGAGUCCGUAAACGAAGUCAUAGACUACGAAGAAAUGGAUCUAGACGUCAUUGUGCACGAUAAUGGGAUAAGAGAUGAAGCCCUAGGCACUUUGAAUAAUUUCGUGACAUCCCUCCCUUAUCAUUUGGUGGAGGAUUACAUCACAGAAGUAGUACAAAUUGUUCAAACAUUCUUGCAGUAUAACCCUGGUGCCAACAAUCAAAAUGAAGACUAUGAUUAUGAUGAUAGCGAAGAAGAUAGUGACGUGGAGUUCAGUGAUGAAGACGAUGCUCUCAACGAUGACGCCAAUGAUGAUGAUUAUAUCUCUUGGAAGCUCAGACUUCGUUCCUUAUCAAUUAUUGAUUCAAUGUUGAAGUCUUUCCCACAAAAUUUGUUACCAUUGAUCUAUUCAGACUUGGUGCCUCUUGAGAUUAAAGCUCUUGACGAUGAAAACGAAUUGGUAUCAGUUGAAAGUAUACGGACUUUAACCCACUUGAUAACCAAAACUGCGGACGUUCACAGGGUGAAAAGAAGAAAUAGUGAUAUAAGUAUUGAUUCUUCUUCAUCUCCAUUGAAUAUCUUGAUUGAUAAAUACACUCCAGGUCUUUUGAAUUCAGUUUACAACCAAUUAUCAACUGAAAAAAACUUGAAUAAAGUCCCCAUUAUAUUGGCCUUAAUCGAAUCGUUAAUCAAGACAAUCACGACUGAAUUUGAUCCAGAUUAUUUAACUCAGCUUUUGGUGAAAUCAAGGGAACUAAAAAUUGAAAAUGAUUCUAUUGAUAUCCUUCAUUUGAUUAAAACUUUAUUAAAAGUGUAUCUGUUUGAUGAUAUCCCCCCGGAUUUUAGAGAUUACAUUGUUACCAGCAUCACCAACACCAUUUCCAAGGAAAACUCGGCCCAUAUUGCCUUGAUCGAAUGUUCUUCCAUUGCCAGAGAACUUUUUAAACAAAUCAAAUUGAGUCAUACUUUGAGCUUGAAAUGGGAUUACGUCAAUGAUCUUUUCCUGGCCAUCGAGGAGAAAGUAUCAAAUUAUAAAAGUUAUUCCAGUGAUAUUCGUCAAAAGUUCAUUCUUGCUUAUUCAGAAUGUUUGAAAGAAGUUGAGGUAGUUGACAAAGCGAGAUGGUUUAGAAUCUUUGAAACCUUCAAAAAUUGUCUUAACCUCGAAAUUAGUGUUAAUGUGACUUUGACCUGCUUAAUUGAUUUGCUAGGUGGUGAUAAAGAAGCAUCUGUGAAUUGGGAUCAAUUCAAUAGUAACGAAGAAUUUAUCAACUAUCUUUCAAACCGUUUGGUUGGUUUUUUAAGUACUUCUGAUUCUGCAUUAUUCAAUUCUUCACUUGUGUUGCUUGUGAUUUUGAAUGAACACCAUAAGAUGGACAACCCAAGUGCUUUAUUAACAAUAUUGACCAGAAUUCUAUUUGGUGAAGAGAACAGUACACUUAAUGAGAAGCAACUUUCAAGCAUCUUUGAAUUAUUAAAAUACAACAUUUCCCAAACGGAUAUUACUGAAGAAACGAUCAAGUUGUUUGCUACAAAAGUUGUUAACAAUUUAUUAAAUAAAGGAGAAGAUGAAGAUGAUAUUGGUCUAAGUUCCUUCGAAGGGUUGCUUACAAGUUUAUCAAGCCUUGCAACGUUUGAUGUAUUCGAAGUGUUUAGUCAGAAUUUGGAUUUGAAAUUAGCAGUCAGUUCCAGAAUUUUGGCAACCAUAACUCAUGAAAGGCAAUUGAAUGAAAGAAUUACUUUGUGUGAAGAUGCCAUUCUUAAUCAUUUGAAUGGAAGAAUCCCCUUAUCAGAGGACAAAUUGCUAUUUGAUGUUCAAUUCAUUGGUAACAUUGGAUAUUUGACUGCUUUGGAUAAGAUGAAUGUCGAAGUACUACUUGAACUUUUGGAUAAAACAGAUAAUGAACUGGUGAAAGUCACUAUUGGUCGCUCGAUUGGGUUAAUUCUGUUUCGGGAAAUUGACACAAUUGUUCCCAAGUUAUUGGAAUAUUAUGUUGAAUACCCGGAUAAAAGAACUUAUUUGUUACAUGCAAUUAAGCAAUCAUUGGUAAAAUCUGAAACAAUUUCGCCUGGUUUAGCAACCAAAGUAUGGCAAACGGUAUGGACAACUACUGAAAGUUAUACCGAUUUGAAGCUUACCAAUAUUCCUGAAUUGAGAUGUUGUGGAGAUGUUUUGGCAUUAGCAGAUAAGUUUUUACCUUGUUUUGAACUUAGUCAAGUAUUACAACACGCAUUGGAAGCAUCAGGUAAUAAUAUUUCGGUCAUUUAUGUUCUUAAUGUUAUUCUUAAACAUAGAAUAACUUCCAAAGAAGAGAUGGCUUUCACAGACAAGGUGAUUAACCUCUACAUUGAUAAACUUCCAGUGCUCUUCAAUAUAAUGGAUGUUGAUGUCCAACAAAUUCUUAUGGGCAACUUAUUAGCAUGCUUACAUAAUCGUCAAAGGGUGUUUUUACCCAAGUUAAAUGAUUUGGUUAUACCUUUAGUGUUACAGGAAUUAACAGCCAAGGAAGAAUUCAAGAGGAUUAUCCCCAUGGGUCCCUACAAAUACGUUUUAGAUGAAGGUCUAGAAGCAAGAAAGUUGUGUUACGAGUUCCUUUAUACAAUCACGUCGAUUUCAUAUGAAACUUUAAAGGAAUAUGAUAUCAAUUUAAAUAUCAUCGGAGAAAGUUUUAUCGAAAAGGGAUUAUCCGAUAAGGAGAAUGACAUUAUAGUGUUUUCGACUAUUAAUUUGAAGAAUCUAUUGAACAAUCCUAUUGCUAGUGAGUAUCAAUUUUUAAUUACUCAAGACCACCAUUUGCUUAACAAAUUAAUCCAGGGCCUCAAUGGGUGCUUGAAGAAACCACUAAAGGCCAAGCCUACAAAGCAAGAAGUUGAUAGUCAUGAAGAAGUUAUCAAAUCUGUUAUGGAGUUGAUUAAAUCUGUAAAUAGUUAUUUGUUAGCAGAGGAUCACGUGACCUCGAAAUGGCCGGACUUCUAUACCAGCUUGAGGUAA
Molecule: messenger RNA, 3741 nt
Organism: Lizanozyma spartinae
Lineage: Eukaryota; Fungi; Ascomycota; Pichiomycetes; Serinales; Debaryomycetaceae
Gene: TIP120
Product: Tip120p
Exons: 1
Coding region: 1-3741 (1246 amino acids)
Biological process (GO): SCF complex assembly; protein ubiquitination
Cellular component (GO): nucleus
Source: RefSeq, a predicted model, not a curated record